CGGAAGUGACGCACUGGACUUCCGCCGCUGUCAAGGGCACCGAACAGUGCUGUUAGCCACACUGAGCAGCCGUUGGUCGCACGUGUACUUGCCAAAAGUCGACAGGGUUAAGGUUUUUGGUAUCAACUCCGGUAGAAAUGGACGGCUUUGGUUCAGACUACUCGUCGGGAGGAUCUGGCGGUAAAAUGGACCCUGGUGUCAUCAUGGAGCAGGUCAAGGUCCAGAUUGCGGUGGCUAACGCUCAGGAGCUGCUGCAGAGGAUGACGGAGAAAUGCUUUAAGAAGUGCAUAGGAAAACCUGGAAGCACGCUGGACAACUCCGAGCAGAAAUGCAUCGCGAUGUGUAUGGACCGAUACAUGGACGCGUGGAACACCGUGUCCAAAACGUACAACUCCAGGUUACAGAAGGAAAGGGCUCGUAUGUGAUCGUCUCUUUAUUCACCCUUCCUGGAGCUGCUGACCGUCGCCGAGGUGCAGCACAGACCAGCCGUGGAGGUGACGAGCUGUGCCAGGCAGCAGCACAUCAGCAGCAGCUGUUGUCCCAAAACCUCACAGACAGGCAAGAGGGCCUGUGGACUCUCAACAAUAUCCCCGUGGACACUUUCAGUUUGCUCCGAGGAACAGUCCUGUAACAAAUGUGCUUUUUUUAAAUAUUAAUUAUAAUUUGAAUAACCUCAGUUAGGAGAUGGGUGUAGACGUGAGACAUGAAAGGACCUUUGUGUUGCCCAGCGUAUCCCAGCUGACAUUUUACAUGCAGGGAUAUGCUGUAACCCUGAGUGCUGAAAAACAUUAGUUUAGAAACUAUUAUACUGAUCAGUUUGUUGCCUAGCAUCGCGUCAAUAUACCUGUCAUGCAAUUAGGGUUGAGUCUUUUUUGUCUGUAUAAUAAGGACACCUGAUAACUGUACUGGCAUCUCUCAAUUUCUACAGCUGCUCCUUAAACACUGUCAGCAGUGUUUUAUUUUCCAUUCGCUUCACUGUGAAGCCAUAGAGACUCAUUUGUGCAUAGAGAAUAUAGGUGGCACAACCGGAGCUCUUAAGGGACCCUACAGGGUUUCCCUAACUUGCUCUUGCGCUACUUAAAAAUCACCAGGAAUAUCCAGGGUGCAUCCUGGUGUUUUUAUAGCUCUGAACCUGACAUUCACAGGCCUUCAAACAGUCCUAUAUCAAAGUACACCUGGAGAACAAAACUGUUUUGUCUGACCUGUUUUCUGGUAGUCACUCUAUCUGCUGCCCUCCACAGUAGCAGGCUUGUUUCAGCGGGGUCUGCCUUGCUGUCGACUGGGUAGUGAACCUUUCUCAGCUUUGUCAGAUGUCUGGGAACCCAAAACGUUUUCUUCUCCCCUAUCCUACUCGGUCUGAUUAGGGAAGUAACAUCCAGAAAAGCAAAUGAAUGUGAGUUGUACUGUGAUGCAAGGUAUGGCUCUGAGCAACUGGAGAGAUUUUCAUCAGGAAAUCAUUAAAUCCUGUCAAUCACA
This is a messenger RNA of Betta splendens (Siamese fighting fish), 1476 nucleotides long. RefSeq names its product translocase of inner mitochondrial membrane 13 homolog (yeast) (gene timm13). The record is from RefSeq and is a predicted model, not a curated record. The transcript has 3 exons. Lineage: Eukaryota; Metazoa; Chordata; Actinopteri; Anabantiformes; Osphronemidae. Bases 138 to 425 code for a protein of 95 amino acids.